Rotaria sordida is the source of this 948-nucleotide messenger RNA. NCBI's taxonomy places the organism in Eukaryota, Metazoa, Rotifera, Eurotatoria, Philodinida, Philodinidae. The record is from the annotation of a GenBank genome assembly.
AUGAAUCAAUUAUUCUCCGUUAUGUCACCGAUAUCCAAUGAUAUUAAAUUAUCAUCAGCACCCAGUGAUAUUGAAUUAUCAUCGGCACCCAGUAAUACUGAAUUAUCAUCGAAACCCAAUAAUAUUAAAUUAUCAUCAGCACCCAAUAAAUUUGAACAUUUACAUAUAGCAACUACAACAACCAGAACAACAACAACAACGACAACAGCAACAACAACGACAACAACAACAACGACAACAACAACAACAACAACAACAGCAACAACGACAACAACAACAACGACAACAACAACAACAACAACAACAGCAACAACAACAACAACAACAACUACGACAACGACAACGACAACAACAGUAACAACGACAACAACUACAACCGUUACCACGACCACUACACAUUCUCUCGUGAACAUAACACGAGCAGGUGAUCCAAUUGUUGGCAUUUGUCAUACAGUAGCGGGUGGAUCUACGGGUGGAUCCAACUUGAAUUAUCCAAGCACUGAAAUUCCAGCGGAUGCUAUCGACGGUUCAUUAAACACAAAAUAUCUCAAUUAUGGAGAUUCAUCAACUGGUUGUUCUGGUUCAAGUCCUGCUGGAUUAAAUACUGGAUUUUAUGUUACACCUACUAUAAGUAAUGCAACUGUUAGUGUUGGUCUUCAUUUUGCGACUGCAAAUGACGAUCUUAAUCGUGAUCCAAUAACAGUAACUCUUGAAGGAACAAAUGUAACAACUACUGCAGCUCUCAAUACUGGAACAAGUUGGACAUUGAUUUACAGCGGUUCAACAGGUAUUAGUGCAUCAACUGAUCCCGGUCGUCAAAAAUAUGUUUCUCAACAAAGUUUCUCGAAUACAAUUGCCUUUAGAAGUUAUCGACUUCUUAUUACUUCAAAACGUGGUACUGGAAAUUCAGUUCAAUAUGCCGAAGCUAAUAUAAUUGGAUAUAUUUAA